CGGCGGGGCGCGGGCGGGGCUGGCCGGGAGGCUGUCGCCUCACUUCCGGGAGCGCCUGGGCGCGGAGGUCGUCGCUUUCUCGCAGCGCUGCCAGCCGGCCGGCCCCGACCCGCGGAGCGGGUGGGCGCGCAGCCAGGCCGAAGCCCCACUGUCCGCGCGGCCCCGGCCUCUCUCGGCGGCCAUGGGGGCGUCUGCGCGGCUAGUGCGCGUAGCUAUCAUGGGGGCGCCGGGCUCCGGCAAGGGCACCGUGUCCUCGCGCAUCACCAAACACUUCGAGCUGAAGCACCUCUCCAGCGGGGACCUGCUCCGAGACAACAUGCUUCGGGGCACAGAAAUUGGUGUGUUAGCCAAGACUUUCAUUGACCAAGGGAAGCUCAUCCCAGACGAUGUCAUGACUCGGUUGGUCCUUCAUGAGCUGAAAAAUCUCACCCAAUAUAGCUGGCUAUUGGAUGGUUUUCCAAGGACACUUCCACAGGCAGAAGCCCUGGAUAGAGCUUAUCAGAUAGACACAGUGAUGAAUCUGAACGUGCCCUUUGAGGUCAUCAAGCAACGCCUCACCGCUCGCUGGAUCCAUCCAGGCAGCGGCCGUGUCUACAACAUCGAAUUCAACCCUCCCAAAACCAUGGGCAUUGAUGAUCUGACUGGGGAGCCUCUCGUUCAGCGUGAGGAUGAUAGACCAGAGACGGUUGUCAAGAGACUGAAGGCUUACGAGGCCCAGACAGAGCCCGUCCUGGAAUACUACCGGAAAAAAGGGGUGUUGGAAACAUUCUCCGGAACAGAAACCAACAAGAUCUGGCCAUAUGUAUAUGCUUUCCUACAAACAAAAGUUCCACAAAUAAACCAGAAAUCAUCAGAUACUCCUUGAGGAAAAGUGCGUGUAACUAGUAAGAUGAGCAGAAGUUCCUUGUCUGUGCAUUUAGAAGUUCAUUGUCCUAAGACUCUGGCAUGUAUAAAUUCUUUGAAAAUUGUGUGUUUUAUUUCUGCUGAUUUUAUUCUGGAAAUUAAGGAUGUGCCAAUGAGUCAGAUGUGAAGAUUCAUCUUUUGAAAUGUCUGUUGUGUUUUAUCCAAUUAUCUUCUAUGGAUGCACAAUUAAAAAACAUCAGAGAUGUCUAACUAAACUUUUGAAAAUUACUGACCAUAAUUAAAAGAGCAGUUGGUAAUAAUCUAAGUUUUGUUCAGAAGAGAAGUGGUUGAUAAAGUUGCCUUAUUUUUCUUGAAAAGUAAAAAAAGAAAAAAAAUCCAUGUCACUUGUGCAAAGUGUCUUAUCAGAGGCUUUUGUGUAGACUGAUGCUAAAAAAGAGAUCUCUAGCACUGUGGUACACAGUUUUGUGGGACACUGUGUCUACAGAAUUCCAGAAAAAAAGCAAUGGGAUUUACAGAUUAGUUGCAGAAUGCAAAUUCACUGCUGCCUUUUAUUGACCUAAAACAAAUGGACUGCCAGAUAUUUCUCCAGCAACAUGGGUUUAUUCGAGAUCAGCAGAUAAUUGCAAUUUGGGGUCUGCAACCAUGGUGAGCCAUGUGCAAGUCCUCCUCACAGCAAGGGAAGGAGAACACUUUUAUAGAGGGAAAAGGAAGUUGGGAGGGCUAUAGUAAACAAAGAGUCCGUGGCUUUUCAUUGGCUGAGUCCUUGCCAGGAAACGAGAGUCUGUCUUCUUCUGUUGGGCUCUACUAUCUUCACAAGUCAUGAGAGCUCGCCCUUCUGGUCUCCUGACUCUAAUUGAGGUGUCUAUUUACACUAGCAAACUUACAGUAGCCAUAUAUGCUAUAUUUUGUUGUUAAACAUGCUUUCAGUUUACUACAGAUUUUCAAUUUGCUAUAAAAAUGUAUCAAUUAGCAUAUAGGAAAAUAUAUUUUUCUAUGACUUAUUUUCUUUUGAAAAUAGUUGUGUACUGAGGGAUAUGAUUUGUUAGAAAUUGACAUCAUAAGUUCUUGCAAAAGCACCAAAGUUGAAUUUUCAAUAGAAUAUGUAAUUAAACUCUUAUGUUUUCAGGUGUUACUCAGGUUAAGAAAUGUGCUUUAGGAUCUACUUGCCAGUUUCUCUUUUUGAUCCAAAUGUAUGAUCUGCCUUGAUGAGUAACAAAUUAAAGAGAAAGAAAGAAAGAGAAAGCGAGAGAGACAGAAAGAAAGAAAAAAGCAUAAGAGAAAACCCAUGGCACUACGUAAAAUAAGCAUACUUUUUCACUAGGAAAUCGAUCAUGUUUGCCUGGGGAAAAUUCCCUUGACAUAAAUAACAAUCAUAAUUAGUAAAGGUGUAGCAAUUUAAAGGAUUUACAUGACAUGUUAAAAAAAACAGGAAACUGAUUGAUUUUGCUUGGAAGAGUUCUUUAUUCCUAAUCAAAGAAGUUGACACCUGCUAGUGUUAACUGCUAUCCUACCUUAAUGGUGAAGAAUUCUGCCGGUGAAUGUAAUCUGAGCAGCCAUUUUAAAAUGAAAAAGAUUUGAUUCCUUAGUGGGGCAACGGGAUGCGUGCUUAUACAGUGGCCUGGUAGGAAGAGCAGGGCAAUGAGAGGUGAAGGAGAAAUCCGACAAUAUCUUCAGUUUCUUACUUGGUGCUAGAUGAAAUGAAACAAGUCAUCGUAUAAGCAAUUAUUAACUGCCUUUGAAAAUUUGGCCCAUUUUAUUCUAGGCACUGAAAAUACAAAUGCCAGCAAGCGAUUCUUACAUAUCUUGUGGGGAAAAAAACUUACUUUUCUUAGAUUUUUAAAAAUUCAAUAUUGAUCUUUCAAAAAUGUACCAAGGCUUUAAAAAAGUAUUAUGGUAAACAUUUCAUCCUUCACAAAACUUCCUUUAAUGCCUUAUUUGAAUGUUAAUAUUAUGUGCAUUCUAAAAAUGUUGGGAACUACUAAACUUAUGAAUUAUCAAACAUACAUUAAUAUCAGUGAAUUAGAAUUAAAUGAAAAUUUAGAACUGUGGAUAUUACUUUGUCUUUGGUAAUUCACAGGGCCCACUCUAUCUCACCUUCCCUUCUGCUGCCCUGAUGUCUCAUUUGCUUCUGAAUUAGUGUCUGCUUUCUAAAUAAUCAUUGUCUUAAAACAAUACUGUUUUAGGUACAUAGGCUGGUUUCAUUUUACACCUUAUCUCCUGCCAUAGUACUGCAGCCAUACUGGCCUUCUUGACACCUUCAGGAGAUUUGGAAAUCAAAAAGAGGGAUAGAAGAACAUAGCUAUGAAAAUUAAGACCCUUCUUCCUGUGAUCAUUCCCUCCCCACUCCCAAAACAACCUAAAGUUUUGCACAUACAUCCAUUACUUUGGGAAACGCCUGCACUAUUACAAAAAGAAUUUUUCUGCUGUAACUAUCAUUGUGAUUUAUGUGUCACAUGAAAAUAUGUCUGGAGUUGAAUGCCAUGGCCAGAAGCUACUAUGCCUUAGUUAAAAGCUAGUAAGACUUCAACCCAUUACCUUAUUUUCUAGAGUACCACAAGUUAUUUUGGUGCACCUUUCAUAAGCAGAAUGUGCUGUGGGAAAUGCAAAGUGGCAGUUAGUACCAUCCAGAAAUCUUAUUUAAUUCCAUUUGAAAUAGUUCAGAUUUCUAAACCCUACCCCACAGCUGCUUCCCCUCCAGCUAUUUACAAUGGUAUUUGAGCAAAUUAUUUUGGACAUUCAUACUUUGUGACAAAAGUUACCUAUGUUAACAACAAAUCAUGGUAAUUACAGACCUCAGAUUAUAUUAAAUUGCUGUAAUACUGUAACCAAUAGCAAUAAAUUUGUAUUUUAAAACAUGUUU
Balaenoptera musculus (blue whale) is the source of this 3724-nucleotide messenger RNA. It is a transcript of the gene AK3, whose product is annotated as adenylate kinase 3. Gene Ontology annotation, cellular component: cytoplasm; mitochondrion. Gene Ontology annotation, molecular function: AMP kinase activity; ATP binding. The transcript is spliced from 5 exons. The coding region runs from base 182 to 865 and encodes 227 amino acids. Gene Ontology annotation, biological process: nucleobase-containing compound metabolic process. Lineage: Eukaryota; Metazoa; Chordata; Mammalia; Artiodactyla; Balaenopteridae. The record is from RefSeq and is a predicted model, not a curated record.